AUGAAUUAUCACUCGCUAAAAUUUGACCACGCAACACCAUCCACGAGUCCCCCCAGCGGUUUAUUGAUCGAUGAGUCGCUCCAGACGAAGCGAGGGGGUAGUUUGGAUCUGUGUCGGCUUAGUCUAGGGUUAAUGCACUUGGGGUAUAGGAGGCACUUCAGUGAGCCCGUAGGCGAGGACGUCGAGGACGUCGAGAGCAGGCUCGACGGAUCCGGGGGAAGGGGAGUGUUAAGUCAUCAGCAUUCUCGAGAGUCUUAUGGAGUUGUUGGGGGCGGCGGUGAGAGAGCAGUUCUUUUAGUGUUACAAGUACUAGAAGUCGGGUCACGAUCAAAAGCUGGAUUCAGCGCAAAGGCCAAGUGUACCAAAAGACACGCUGUCGUUAUCGGGUUGGAUGUCCCAGCGGUAUUUGGCCGAGCCAUUGUCUCAAUACCAGCUGUGUCUUAA
This is a messenger RNA of Morchella sextelata, 444 nucleotides long. RefSeq lists its product as uncharacterized. The record is from RefSeq and is a predicted model, not a curated record. Bases 1 to 444 code for a protein of 147 amino acids. The transcript is spliced from 6 exons. NCBI's taxonomy places the organism in Eukaryota, Fungi, Ascomycota, Pezizomycetes, Pezizales, Morchellaceae.